GUCCCAGUGACAGCACUGGCCUUUAGUAAGGACUACCUAUUUGCAGGAGAAGGUCCGAUCCUGAGAGUCCACAGCCGUCACGACAACGAACUGAUCGAGUCGAUCACUGUCUUCUCCUCACAAGCUAUCCAUGGAAUUGCCAUUUAUUCCGAAGGCAUCAUUGUUUGGGGCGGUCGCUUGGUCACACGAUUUACCUUUGCCGAAUAUCACCAUUCCCCUCUGACUCGUCAUUCUUCUUUCGAAGCAGCCGAUUGGAUCCUCGACAUCUCUGUCUCUCCCAAUUUGUCUGGACAGAAGCAAAAAGCUGCUUUGAUCACUGCUCACAAUGCUCUCCUCCUAUUGGAACUGGAACCAACAUCUGGGUUGAUAGAGUUGACCUCAAACUCAAAAUGUAUCCUCUAUUCAGCCCAUAUACACUGGACCGUUAACGACCAUAUUCUUGUAUCUUCGGGCACAGUCUUCGGCGACAUUAUCGUGUGGUCUUGCUUAUUGCAGNAAGACCAAGCCCCCUCAUCAAUACUACACCAUGUUUUGAUAGGCCACGAGGGGUCCAUCUUUGGUGUGCAAAUCUUCGAAUCCCCAGCAUCCGAGUAUAGAAACGGUCCCUCUCGGUUACUAGCUAGCUGUAGCGACGAUCGCACUAUCCGCAUCUGGGAUAUCUCAUCUCUACCCGAAACUGCUACCAACCCACAAGCAGCUGCAGACUUGACGUCGGCUCGGGAAACUGGUUUUGGUGCCAACGUCGCUGAUGUUCUACCGGAGAACGCAUCUGGUGGAAGAUGCAUUGCCAAAGGCUGGGGACAUGCCUCGAGAAUCUGGGGUGUGAAGUUCAUACCGUCCUUAGACCCAAAAGUCCUCUCGUAUGUUGCUUCAUUCGGUGAAGAUGCAACCCACCAAUUCUGGAGUCUCGGUGAGACGAGUCCUGAUCAGUUCGCUCUAACACACCUGNGGGGCUCUUGUUUGCACGCCGGUAAGAACAUAUGGUCAUGGGCAAUUCAUCAAGACACCCCAGGCGAGGUUGUCAUCGCUAGUGGAGGUGCAGACGGCAGUAUUGCUCUCGAGCCGAAGUCGAUUCCCUUCACUGGUGCGUCGGAUCACACUCAAACCUGGUCGAUAGAGGAUCUAGGCUCGUCAUGUCCGGACCGUCCACAAUCAGGUCGUUCAGACAAGCUGCGAAGUUACGCCUUUCUGGAUAAGACUAAUCUAUUGGUUACUACCGACGCUGGAAACAUUUUGCUGUUGACAGAAAAUGAAGACGGUCAAGCCCAAACAGACUGGAUCCGAAGGGAAGAGAAGCUUCGAGGAUACUCUGUCGUUACCAGCAUACCGAGUCUGUCUAUUGCAUUCUUGGCAGGUAUGGAUGGCUCGGUUAUGCUGUAUGAAGGCAAGGGGGUGAAGGAGCUGGUCAAAUCAACCAGAAAGACCGCAGCGUUGUUCGCUCAGCAACUGUCUGCCUCAGAAGAUAUUCAUCAGCGAAUUGGUCUUCUGGUCGCCAACGUUGAGGCCAAGACAGCCCUCUUCACGCGUUUCAGCCUGAGCAAUGGCACCGAGGGUGCUCGAACAAUCGAAAACCCGUCAACAUGGAGACUAGCGUUACCUAAAGGCUUUGUUAUAACUAGCUCCCUCGCAGUCAAUCUUGGUCAGGAAGAAGGGUUGAUGCUUAUUUUGGGGUCAAGGAGUGGCUCAAUGGUGGUCUUCCACGUAGAUGGCACGCCAGGAAUUCAUGAAGAUGUGGCACAUCAACACCUGCAUGCACAAGCUCAUGGCUUUGAAUCAGUGACUGAUCUUACUUGGCAUGCUGGACCAAACUCGGUCGGAGACAGUGGGCACAUUUUCUCAGUAGGCAGAGACGGCACUUACGCUAUACACCACCUCUCGAAGUCAGACUGUGGUGUCGAGCUUCGAUUGAUUAGCCAAACGACCCUUCCGUUGGGGACAAACAUUGAGGGGCUUCACAUCGACGAGAACACCAAUCAUCUUCUGGUCUGGGGCUUUCAUAGUCGUCAGUUCAUCGUGUUUGAUGCGACAGAUGAGCGUGAAAUCAUGAACAUUGACUGCGGUGGAGCCAAUCGAGUCUGGAAGUUCGUCCCUGAAAGGUUACAAGGAGGUCACUUUGUCUGGACAAAGGCUUCUCAACUCUGCCUCUUCUCUAAGACUCAAAAUCUCACAGGAGUUUUAAACAGAGGCAGCCACGGCCGAGAGAUCAAGUCUGUGGCUGUUGCUCCUACAAAUCCGACCAAGUCCGGCGUUCUGUUUGCGACUGGUUCUGAAGAUACUGAUAUCAAGCUUUUCACUUAUCAGAAUCAGGGCAAGGUGCCCCACUUCCGCUGUCUGAAGACGCUANAAAAGCACAACACCGGUAUUCGGCAGCUGGAAUGGUCAUCCGACGGACGCUAUCUUUUCAGUAGUGCUGGAUUCGAGGAGUUCUUUGUGUGGAGAGUGCAGAAGGCGCCUUUGGUCGAGCUGGGAGUGGUCUGCGAAUCAGUAUGUCCUACCGAGAGCGAUUUGCCUGAUCUCAGAAUCAUGAGCUUCUCGUGUAGAGAAGAACAUGGCAAGUUCAUCGUCACAAUGGCUCGUUCAGACUCCACUUUGCGGAAUUCUUGGAGCAUUCUAGUGACUGGAAACUACCUGACCUCCUGCUUGACGCAAUGUCUUCACAUCGAGACGUUUGACCACACUCAGUCGCUUAUCACGGCGGGUACCGAUGGCUAUGUUGCUUUCUUCCCGCUCAAAGCUGACUUCAAGGCUGCCACGACCGAAUCAAGUGCUCUGAAGUGGACUUCCCGUGCAAAUAUUCAUCAAAACACAAUACACACUAUGAAGUUGCACUGGUUCGACAACAGGACAUGUCUGCUUGUUACUGGAGGUGAUGAUAAUGCAGUAGCUUUCAGCAUUUGCGCCUGGAGCGCUGCAGGAACGACGCCAGAGGUUCACACAGUGAUUGUUCCGCGUGCGCAUGCAGCUGCUGUCACGGGUGUCGAGAUACUAGCCUCUACUGGCCUCAAAUGGUUUGAAAUUGCUACUACCAGUAUCGAUCAACGGGUCAAGUUCUGGGAGGUACACUACAAUGGCGCACAGCUAGGGGUUGAUGGGCUUACGGUCAAGAGGAAGGGCAACCACUUUACUGCUGUUGCAGAUGUCUCUGGUCUUGCUGCCUUGGAUGUUUCAUCCCUCAUUGUCUGCGGAGUGGGCAUAGACGUAUGGAGCCAUGGUGUACGUGGUGGUUGA
Aureobasidium vineae is the source of this 3228-nucleotide messenger RNA. Lineage: Eukaryota; Fungi; Ascomycota; Dothideomycetes; Dothideales; Saccotheciaceae. The record is from the annotation of a GenBank genome assembly.